This is a messenger RNA of Glycine soja, 1165 nucleotides long. Its product is annotated as endochitinase. Gene Ontology annotation, biological process: defense response to fungus; carbohydrate metabolic process; chitin catabolic process. The record is from RefSeq and is a predicted model, not a curated record. Gene Ontology annotation, molecular function: chitin binding; chitinase activity. NCBI's taxonomy places the organism in Eukaryota, Viridiplantae, Streptophyta, Magnoliopsida, Fabales, Fabaceae. The transcript is spliced from 3 exons. The coding region runs from base 53 to 1015 and encodes 320 amino acids.
UAGUGCAACAUAUACCAUUCACAUCAUACACCGUUUCUUUCACUUCACAAAAAUGAAAAACAUGAAAUUGUGUUCGGUGAUGCUAUGCUUAUCACUAGCGUUCCUUCUUGGGGCCACAGCAGAACAAUGUGGCACACAAGCUGGUGGAGCGUUAUGCCCAAAUAGAUUAUGUUGCAGCAAAUUUGGGUGGUGUGGUGACACAGAUUCCUACUGUGGAGAAGGUUGCCAGAGCCAAUGCAAAUCUGCAACACCCUCAACACCAACUCCAACAACACCUAGUAGUGGUGGAGAUAUUAGCAGACUCAUUAGCUCUUCUCUCUUUGAUCAAAUGCUUAAAUACCGAAACGAUGGCCGCUGUUCUGGCCAUGGAUUCUACAGAUAUGAUGCUUUCAUUGCCGCUGCUGGCUCUUUCAAUGGCUUUGGCACAACCGGUGAUGACAACACUCGCAAGAAGGAGAUUGCUGCUUUCUUGGCUCAAACUUCUCAUGAAACCACAGGUGGGUGGGCAAGUGCACCAGAUGGUCCAUAUGCGUGGGGGUAUUGUUUUAUCAACGAACAAAACCAGGCAACUUAUUGUGAUGGUGGGAAUUGGCCAUGUGCUGCUGGUAAAAAAUAUUAUGGCCGAGGACCAAUCCAACUUACACACAACUACAAUUACGGGCAAGCUGGCAAAGCACUUGGUCUGGAUUUGAUAAACAAUCCGGAUCUUGUAGCCACAGACGCAACCGUGUCAUUCAAGACAGCCCUAUGGUUUUGGAUGACUGCACAGGGAAACAAGCCAUCAAGCCAUGAUGUGAUCACUGGAAGAUGGACUCCAUCUAGUGCUGACAGCUCAGCGGGUCGGGCUCCUGGCUACGGUGUCAUCACCAACAUAAUCAACGGUGGCCUCGAAUGCGGCCACGGCCAGGAUAAUCGGGUCCAAGAUCGGAUCGGCUUCUACCGAAGGUACUGCCAGAUGAUGGGAAUAAGCCCCGGAGACAACUUGGAUUGUAACAAUCAAAGGCCAUUUGCUUAAGCAAAUUGCUCACAUAUAUCAUCCAUAUAGAGAAUAAAUAGUAUGUAAUAAAGGAUCUACCAUGAUCUUACAUGUACUGGGAAACUUGUUUCUAAAGAAGUUCCCCUUAUCUUGAUUAAAUAAGAAACUUUAAUAUUUUACCACCUUUUA